This is a messenger RNA of Wyeomyia smithii (pitcher-plant mosquito), 1272 nucleotides long. RefSeq lists its product as uncharacterized. The transcript has 2 exons. The record is from RefSeq and is a predicted model, not a curated record. NCBI's taxonomy places the organism in Eukaryota, Metazoa, Arthropoda, Insecta, Diptera, Culicidae. Bases 47 to 988 code for a protein of 313 amino acids.
UAGAUAACACAUUUUGCAAGCUACACCGAAAUCGAAUUUUGACGUGAUGUCUUGUUACGCACUACGACUGUCAUCGUCGGCGUUGAUCUUUUUCCUUGUUGGGACCGACGCUUUCGGGUGGAAUUGGAUUUGGCCUUACACUAGAACCACAACGACCACCACGCAAGCUACAGCCUCUAGCUCCGGAAGCAGCAGUUCGAACUAUGCCAUUUCGCUCGGAAACCGGGAAAAUACAAACGCCGAAACAAUCGACUACGGGACACAAAUAAUGAACGUUACAAUUAAUCUUGCCCGGUUGAACGGAACGUCUAUCGGUAGUGGGACCGCUGUGCAGGAUGCUUUGAGCAGACUUAUCAACUCGGUUACAGAGGAAUAUCGUACCGAAUCGAAGGCGAUAGUCGCUAAGCGGCUGGCAUGGAUCAAGGAAACUGUCAGCCAAGCACAGGCUUAUGCAAAUCAAUUGAGUGAGAAGCAGAUCAAAGGUCUUCUGAAUUCAUUUGCUAAGGAUAUGCGUGCGAGUGUGCAGGAGUUGAACCAUACCGUCCGGGACUGCGUGGUGGAGGAAGUCGAUGUGGAAGAACUGAUCCAGUCGGUGGUCAAUCGCAGUCAGGAUGGCUGUAUUGAAAGCCGAAUGCAGCAGCUUUUUUUGCUUCGCGAUACAGUUAGAAGUAAUUUGACCAAAUUUCUACAGGCCACCGAAGAUGUCGAGGAUCUCCUAGGACCCUGCGUUGAUGUACAGGACUAUUUCGACGAUGAGAUGACUGAUCUAUACAAGGUGGCGUGCCUUUUCUCGGUUCUAAUUAAAACUCAAACUGAAACGUACAAAUUAGCAUUCACGAUCAAUCAACUGUCAAGCUAUGCGGAUCCUCUGUUAGGUGUUGCCAAAGCAAAUCUACUACAGUGUGCUGCAGACAUGGCUUCGUACGCUUUUGAGCUUUCACUGGGUCUCCGCCAAUGGAUCAACAUUUGCAGCAAUCGGGUGAAUUGAUCGUUGAUGACAGCCUCACAGCGUCUGAUGGAAAACUGUUCAAACAUCACUUGAUGUGUUCAAAUAUAUUUUCUAAAGCGUAAUUCGCAUGUUCAAAAAAGCUUCUAAUUGAUAGAAAAUGUAAACAAAUCGACCAUUUAUCCAAGCGACGAUGUCAUCUUAUCAUAACACUCCCAAAAACACAUUCACAAUUACGAUGUACACAUUUAAACGCUAUACUUCUUCAAGUGGCGUCCAGUAUACGAGUUGACAUCCUUUUAUGUUACAUAUUGCUGACAAACACA